AAAAACACAAAGGCAAACCAGUGUCCCUAGGAACUUGCAGAAGCUGCAAGCUGUGCUCCGUGAAACCAUGGCCACUCGUCUGUUUGAGGACAGGGCUCACGCUGCUUUUUAUCAGAAAUACAGGUUUUCCCCGCAGGAGAACCUACAGGGCGUGAUCUUCUCGUACCUGGAAAAAAAGAGAGUGAGCCCCGGGCAGCUGGCAGUGGACGUGGGUUGUGGCUCGGGCCAAAGCACUCGGAUGCUGGCAAAACAUUUUGAGAAGGUGGUCGGGACAGACAUCAGUGAAGCUCAGAUCGAGGAGGCCAGGAGAGUUCCACAACCGCCCAAUGUCUCUUAUCUGGUGUGCCCUGCCGAAGACCUCCCUUUCGAAGACAGCUCUGUGGACCUGGUCACGGCGUUCGCGGCCGUCCACUGGUUUGACGGGCCUCGCUUUCUGAGGGAAGUGGAACGAGUUCUCAAGCCGUCAGGCUGUGUGGUCUUCAGCUCCUACAACUCGGACAUGCAGUUGUGUUACAAAGACUGUACAGACGAGUUAACUGAGAUCUUCAGAGAGACCCAAGACCAGCUUUUCACCUUUAGGAAUGAAAAGAUCAAAUUAGUUGAGAAUGAUUACCAAGAAAUCUUUGAUUCUUUGCCCUUUCAGGAGAAGAAGAGGAUGACGGAUAUUUUUGAUAAAAUUCCCAUGAGCGUUGCUGACGUAAUAGGAUUUUUCCAGUCAUUCUCGCCGUACCGACUUUAUCUGGAAGUCCAGCCUGAGGAGGCGAAAUCACUCCUCCAAAACACAGAGCGAAGGUUUCUGGAGACGAUGGGCGUUUCUUCUCGGGAUACCCAGCUGGAGUUGUGCACGAGGAACAUUUGCAUCUUGGGCUGCAAGAGCACCUGAGAGGAAUGUCAGUCUAAAUGCACAGGGCAGGGCACAUGCGUAGGAAAGCCAGAUUUGCACCCCAGAUCUAUCAGUCAUGAAGACAGCAGGUUGUGAUUCCAGUGUUCCAUUGAUUUCAAGGAGAGUGGGAACAAGAUGCUAUCAAAGGGCCAGGAGUCCUGGGUUCAAAUCCCCAUUCAUCUAUUGAAGGUCACUGGGUGGUGGCUACCUCUGAAACUGGAGGUCGCUGUCAUCUUUUAUCUACUCCUCUCAUGUAGAAUCAUGUGCACUGAAGUUUAUCGUGUUAAGAAUCUUUUCAUUUGGUAUCGUAAUAAAACAGAACUGAGUUGAAUAGUGAA
Messenger RNA from Lacerta agilis (Sand lizard), 1221 nucleotides. RefSeq names its product putative methyltransferase DDB_G0268948. The record is from RefSeq and is a predicted model, not a curated record. The transcript is spliced from 6 exons. NCBI's taxonomy places the organism in Eukaryota, Metazoa, Chordata, Lepidosauria, Squamata, Lacertidae. Gene Ontology annotation, molecular function: S-adenosylmethionine-dependent methyltransferase activity. Bases 68 to 883 code for a protein of 271 amino acids.